This is a messenger RNA of Alosa sapidissima (American shad), 5732 nucleotides long. RefSeq names its product ankyrin repeat and sterile alpha motif domain containing 1B (gene anks1b). The record is from RefSeq and is a predicted model, not a curated record. Gene Ontology annotation, molecular function: protein binding. NCBI's taxonomy places the organism in Eukaryota, Metazoa, Chordata, Actinopteri, Clupeiformes, Clupeidae. Gene Ontology annotation, cellular component: cytosol. The coding region runs from base 478 to 4623 and encodes 1381 amino acids. The transcript is spliced from 27 exons.
AGCCUAGAGAGUGUGUGUGAGGGGAGUGUGCAUGUGUGUAAGAGAGACCGGAGAAAGAGCAAGCCCAUUCGGCACGAGCAGGAGGAAAACCCAAGAGCACUACGCUUGAGUGGUCCGAUAAAACAGCGUUUCUAAGCAAUCAGCCCGUUUGGCGAGGCUCUCGUGCCUGUUUGAAGUCAGUUUGCGGCGGGUGCAGAGCUAAAUCCGCUAUUUAUGGUACGCUCCGUUCCAUUUCAUCAUUGCGUUCCAAUAUGGACUAGCGGGGCACUCACUGCAACACAGCGCCGUGUAGGUGAGACGUCCAUUCUGUUCUGCACCAACAACAAAAAUCAAACCAGUGGGCCAGCGUCUCGAUUCGGACCUCUCCAGCUGGCACAGCGCACAUUUCAUAGGAUGAUUUUGCAUAGAGCAACACAUUGAGAGGGCUGUUUUCGUCAGCGCCUGAUCUGGAUUAUCGGUGAUUUUAACUUCGUCGGGAUGGGGAAGGAACAGGAACUACUGGAGGCAGCCCGUACUGGGAAUGUUGUAUUGGUGGAAAAACUAUUGAGUGGCAAGAAAGGAUUACUGGGCUCAGGUUCCGGACAUCUCCCCAAUUUAUUGAGUAUCUGGAGAGGGCUGAAUGUGAACUGUGCUGAUAGUUCAGGAUACACUCCACUUCAUCAUGCUGCGCUGAAUGGACACAGGGAUGUGGUGUUGAAGCUGCUGCAGUUUGAGGCGUCCACUAAUGUGGCCGACAGUAAAGGCUGUUUCCCCCUGCACCUGGCCGCCUGGAGGGGAGACAUGGAGAUUGUCCGCAUCCUCAUCCACCACGGCCCCUCACACUGCAGAGUCAACGAGCAGAACCAUGAGAAAGAGACGGCGCUGCACUGCGCAGCACAGUACGGCCACUCGGACGUGGUCGGCGUCCUGCUCCGUGAGCUGACCGACCCCAGCAUGCGUAACCGGCGCGGCGAGACGCCCCUGGACCUGGCGGCGCUGUACGGCCGGCUGCCGGUGGUCUGCAUGCUGGUCAACGCCCACCCGGCACUCAUGCACAGCAGCAGCCACACGCACCAGCACACGCCGCUGCACCUGGCCGCCCGCAACGGACACCACGCCGUGGCCAGCGUCCUCAUCGAGACCGGCAUGGACGUCAACGUGCAGACAGAGAAGGGCAGUGCUCUGCAUGAAGCGGCUCUCUAUGGGAAGAUUGAUGUAGUGCGACUCCUGCUUGACUCAGGGAUUGAUCUGAACAUCAGAGAUUGCCAGGGGAGGACAGCGCUGGACAUCCUCCGAGAGCAUCCGACACAGAAAUCACACCAGAUUGCAGGCCUUAUUCAAGAUUACAUGAUGGACGAGUGUGACCGGAGUCUCCUGGAGGAGCCGGUGCGCCACUGCCCCAUCCCCACCCCACGCACCAACAUGUCCUCGCCCGCCGCCUCUCCCUCCCUCAGACACAAGAAUGAGGCGGUGACGGGGGAGCUGUCGCGGCUGCUGAAUGAGAUUAAGCGGUGUCGGGACAGGGACUACUCCUUCGAGGAACUCUGCCACACCAUCUCCUCCCACUCCAUGGAGAGCUUCGGCAGUGGACGCCUCUCGGACGAGGAGCGCAACGGCACACUCGGCAGGGUCAGCAAGAGGCCGACACCCCCACUGCCCCCUGCGUUAGAGGAAGAGGAGAAGAGCUGUGGUCCUGCCGGAUUCUGGGAAGUGCUCACCCCCUGCAACGGAUGUAGAAACCUGGGCUUCCCAAGUCUCUCUCAGGAUUCCAAGCGGUCUGGCGAGAUCGUGCCGUCCCCGUCGCUGGACGUGUUUUUGCCAGAGGACGAGGAUAAUCCAUACGAGUCGGUGGCGACGGCCGUCACGCGCAAGCCCUGCUCGCUGGACAUUAGCCGUCUGCACUCCUGCCCCCGAAAUGGCCAUUCCCUGCAUGUGACUGUUGACGAGUCUGAGCUGUGUAACCAUGGUAACUCGUCCUGUGGGCCGACUCCAGACUGCUCCCCUCCUUCUCCCGACACAGCACUGAGGAACAUCGAGAGAGUCAUCCGUCCACAGCCCAAGCAGCGUACCUCGUCCAGCCAGGAUGCCCAGCAGCCCAAGCAUCCCCCACCGCCGGUGCCCAACCCUGGCUACGACCCGUCGGAGGUGAGCUCGUCCCUGGGCUACGCCAGCUUCAGCACCAGCCCCCCCGCCAGCCCACCGGUCAGCCCCGCCAACUACUCCGUCUGCUCUGCGGAGGACUGCGCCCUGCCAGACGAGACCCCUUCGCAGCGUGAGUGUGUGUUGAAGGACGCGUCGCGCCGCGAGAGCCGUGUGCCUGAGGAGUUCGCCGGCCUGCUGCACGGCUCCUCGCCAGCCUGUGAGACGCCGGACACGCCCUACCAGCUGUACGGCCGCGUUGCCAGCGCCUCUCAGCGCUACCACGGCAACCUCCUCUUGCCCCCGCCGCCCCCCUCACCCCCCUCUCCGCUCCCUCCUCCCGUCCCGCUCCCACGCACGUCCAGCAACUCCUCCUCGACGUCGGCCACCUCCAAAGGUCAACCGCCGCGCGUCGAGCCCAAGCCGCAGGUCCGCUACCGCACCAUCUUCCACACGCGGGUCAACCAGAACCACAGUCCGGAGGCCGGCGGCGGCGGCUCUGCCACGCGGGUCCAGCCCAGUCCCACCGCGGCCACGCCGGCCGCGGGUGCCCAUGUGAGGAACGGCGUCGAGGCCUGGAGCGCGGGCAGCGUCAGCGCCAGCAGCAGCGUUGGCACCAGCCCCUCGGGCAGCAGCGGCACGGCCACCAGCACCGUGGUCGUUGUCUCCGGCGGCGCCCACAGCAGCUUCGAGGAGCGGGCGUGCACGCUCGGGAGGAUGCGGUCAGUGCCGCGCAGCGUCCUGGACCUGCAGCUCUCCCGCUGCAUCUCCAAGUCCGACUCCAACCUGGUGGGCAGUUCGCCCGUGGAGGAGGGCGGAGGGGGAGGCCGGGGGCCGACCAGCCCAGGGAAGGGCAGCCCUGCUGGGGGGAGGCUGGAGAGGACCCCCUCCUUCACCGCAGAGUGGGAGGAGAUUGACAAGAUUAUGAGCUCGAUAGGAGCCGGUAUUGGCACGGGAUUAGAGGAGGAGGCAGACGAGGACUUCUCAGGACCGCGCUGCCCCGUCCAGUCGGUGGGCCAGUGGCUUGACAACAUCGGCCUCGUCCAGUACGAGAACCACCUGCUGGCCAACGGCUUCGACAACGUGCAGUUCAUGGGCAGCAAUGUGGUUGAAGAUCAGGACCUGCUGGAGAUUGGAAUCUUAAACUCGUCACACAGACAGCGCCUCCUACAGGCCAUCCGGUUAUUGCCACGGGUGCGGCCCAUUGGAUAUGAUGGGAACAACCCCACGUCAGUGGCUGAGUGGCUGGAGUCUUUGGAGCUGGGCGACUACACCAAGUCCUUCCUCAUCAACGGCUACACCUCCAUGGAGCUGGUCAAGAAGAUCUGGGAGAUCGAGCUCAUCAAUGUGUUGAAGAUCAGUCUGAUUGGUCACAGGAAGAGGAUCCUUGCAUCACUGGGGGAUCGCCUACACGAGGACGUGCCUCAGAAACCACCAAGAGCCAUCUCUCUGAGGGAGCCCACUGGUAACCACACCCCGCCACAGCUGUCUCCGUCGCUGAGCCAGGCGGCCUACACCAACGCCGGCUCGCUGGACGUCCAGCACCUCAUCAUGCAGGCCGACGCCCGGCGCCGACGCAAUGACAACUACUUCGAUGACGUGCCGCGCUCCAAACUGGAGAGGCAGAUGGCCCAAGUCAGCAUGCAAGGAGAAUGGUGUGAACCAAUCACGUUGCGACCCCCCAACGAGGCCACAUCAUCCACUCCAGUGCAGUACUGGCAGCAUCAUCCGGAAAAGCUCAUCUUCCAGUCAUGUGACUACGAGGCAUAUUAUCUGGGCUCCAUGCUGGUGAAGGAGCUGAGGGGCACAGAGUCAACACAGGACGCCUGCGCCAAGAUGAGGAAGUCGACAGAACAAAUGAAGAAGGUGCCGACUAUCGUUCUCUCUGUCUCCUACAAGGGGGUCAAAUUCAUCGACGCCACCAACAAGAACAUCAUAGCGGAGCAUGAGAUCCGGAACAUCUCGUGUGCGGCGCAGGACCCUGAGGAUCUGUCCACGUUUGCCUACAUCACCAAAGACCUCAAGUCUAGCCACCACUACUGCCACGUCUUCACAGCCUUCGACGUGAACCUGGCGUAUGAGAUCAUCCUGACGCUGGGCCAGGCGUUUGAGGUGGCCUACCAGCUGGCCCUGCAGGCGCGGAAGAGUGGCCACGGCUCCAGCACACUGCCCGAGAGCUUUGACAGCAAGCCGGCCAAGCCCGUCCCCAAGCCCCGCGUCAACAUCCGCAAGUCUGUCAUGCCCCCCACUAGCCGCUGGUCCCUGGGGCACAUAUACACCCCUCACCGGCCUCCUCUACACCCUCCUCCUCCUCCUUCUCCUUCCUCCCGACUCCUCCAUCACCCCCACAAAGUUCAAUUUCAGAUGGAGCAGCCCUCAAUGGACCAGAAGGGCCACGCCAACGUCCCUUGGAUAGUGGAGCCCAACCAAGAGGCCAAGCGAGGCGCCAACACCAAGGCAAUGGCGGACGCCCAUGUCUAUUACUCUGGAAUGCAAAGAAUGUAGCCAGCCCUUAACAUGGACCCUCUCACACAUACAAUGCAAAAGGACCACAAACAUGGACCCCUGUCUCUCUGUCACAAACACACACACACACACACAAAGAAACGUGUCAAAGGACUACAAACUUUGGAUGCCUGUUUUCUCUUAAACACGUCAAAGGACUACAAAAAUGGACUGCUGUUUGUCGAAGUGGCAAAGGACUACAAACAUGGACGCUCUCAGGCGUUGACAUUCAAUUAAAAAGUUUACUUCAGAUGAAGACUUUGUCACUUGGUGUCAAAAUGAAUAGACCCAAAGACUAAAUGCCUUUCUCCCAGAAUACAUGUACUCACAUGUACCCAUACUCAUUCAUACAUACAGUACAUACACACACACACAUGCAAGCAAAACUAUACAAACAUACAUUUUAAGGAUUGCACACUAACAGAUAUUUCUUUGAUUUGAAUGUAAACGUUAAUUGAGUCUGACCACAAGAACUGCAGCUGCCGAGGAGACAAACAACCCCCCCCCCCCCCCCCCCCCCCCAGGCAAAGGUUUGCUGUGGAUAUUCUUUUUUUUUUUUUCUGGUAGACUCGUGCACACACACACACACACACACACACACACACACACGCCUCUUUGCUUUCUGAACAAAAUAAAAGCAAGACUACACCUCUGUAUCUCUUAAGGGGAGUGGCAUGGAAAAAAAGAUUGCCUGGUUUGCCGUUUCAGUACUUCUGUUGUUUAUUUUUAUUUUUUUUCUGUUUCAUUCUCUUGUUUGUUUAUUUUCUAUCCUUCCCUUUAUGAUAAACAAUACAAUAUGAAUAUGCACAAUGUGAAUGGACUCACCGCAUGGAACUGGUAUAACAAAGAGACAUGUAAGUGCUGAUAUCACCUAGAGUGGUCUGCAGACAUGAGUGGCAUGUCUUUAGCAGAUAAAUGUUCAUAUUGAGAGACGUUUUAAAUGUUUAAUAUGAGAUUCUAUUACUGUUAAUUAUAAUUCUAAUUAUUGUUGUUGUGCAAUUCUUGUCUAAUGUUGUCUCAAUGUUACAUUAUUUUUGUAUGACAUGUCAAAAAAUUGGGCUACAGAACAAUAGCCAUUUUCAAAGAAGAUUAAAAGAUAUAUUAUAGUA